Panicum virgatum (switchgrass) is the source of this 1600-nucleotide messenger RNA. RefSeq lists its product as uncharacterized. NCBI's taxonomy places the organism in Eukaryota, Viridiplantae, Streptophyta, Magnoliopsida, Poales, Poaceae. Gene Ontology annotation, biological process: sesquiterpene biosynthetic process. Bases 125 to 1543 code for a protein of 472 amino acids. The record is from RefSeq and is a predicted model, not a curated record. The transcript has a single exon. Gene Ontology annotation, molecular function: cyclase activity.
AUAUAUGUUAACACCUGCAAACUAGCUAGUAACGGAAGCAUCAACAGCUAGUUGCUGCAGAGUGCAGACAACCAAGGAGAAGAAGAAUAGCAGGAGAAGAUAAAAUUGCACUUGAUUAGUCACCAUGGAAUCGCACGAGAGACCAGACAAGCAAAGGGAAAGCCAUGGCGGCACUGUGCUGCAAAGCCAAGGCAAGGAGAAGCAUGAGAGGUUCCUCGACUUCCUCAGGGCAGCUCCGUCCAAGGAGCUCGGCGUCGCCGCGCCGCACGCCUUCCUCAAACGCGUCGCCGCCCUCCGCGCCCUGCGCGCCAAGUGCGUCGCCUGGGCGAAGCACCCCACCAACGCGGCGAUGCUCGUCUGGCUCGCCUUCGUCGCGGCGGGCGUGGCCUUCGUCUUCCUCCUCAUGACGGGGGCGCUCGACUCCGCCGUGCCCGACGCCGGGCGGCGCAAGCGGUGGACGGAGAUCGCGAACCAGGUGCUCAACGCACUCUUCACCAUCAUGUGCCUGUACCAGCACCCGCGGCUCUGCCACCACCUCGUGCUCCUGGUGCGGUGGCGCGCCGCCGACGCCGUCGAGCUCCGCGGCGUCUACUGCAGGAACGCCGCCGCCGCCCCACGGCACGAGCGCGUCCACGUCGCGGUCGUGCUGGUGCUGCUCCACGCGACGUGCCUGGCGCAGUACGCCUACUGCGCGCUCUUCUGGCUGUUCAGCAGCGACACGCGCCCCGACUGGGCCGUGGACCUGUGCAUGGCGCUCGGCCUCGCCGACCCCGUCGCCGCCGCGCUGUACAUGGUCUACGGCCCGCUCGGCAGGAAGAUCACGGCGUCCGCGGGUGACGAGGCGAUGGCUACUGGGGCGGCGCUGAAAGUGGAGAGCGGCGGCGGCGGCGGUAGGUGCGGAGCGGCGGUGACGGCGCCGGAGUGGGCCGGCGGGCUGCUGGACCUCGCCGACGACCCGGCGGCGGCGGCGCUGUCGCUGGCCUGCACUUUCUGCGUGUUCGGGUGGAACAUGGAGCGGCUGGGGCUGGGCAACAUGUACGUGCACGUCUUCACCUUCGCGCUGCUCUGCGCCACGCCGGUGCUGGUGUUCGCCGUCGCCGCGCUCAACAUCCACGACGCCACCGUCGGGUACCUCGUCGGCGCUGCGGGCGCGCUGCUGUCCGUGCUGGGGCUCGCGUACGGGGGAUUCUGGCGCGCGCAGAUGCGGCGGCGGUUCGGGCUGCCGGCCGCCCGGUCCGUGUGCGGCGGGCGGCCCGCCGCCGCGGACUACCUCAAGUGGCUGCUCUGCGCGCCGUGCGCGCUGGCGCAGGAGGUGAGGACGGGCAACCUGUACGACGUGGAGGAGGGCAGGCUGUACCUGAGAGGCAGCGGUGAGGACGUGGCGACGGAGGAGGAACCGGGAAUGAUGGCGCCUCUGGAGAGGGAAGGGUGCGUUGCGCCAUUGACGGCCGGCAGUAAGGGAAGUGCCCGCGAUGGAGUUGAGUGUGUCGUCGCCGUUGAUGCACCGCCGCUGCAAAUGAUGGGCGAGGAGCGGUGGAGGUAAACAGGUAGGAGAAAGGGUGUAUCAGACAUGGAGUAUCGAAUGAAAUUGCUAAUCCGU